AUGUUGCUCUAUGAUGUUCCUAAACUUGCAGCAACGUCGCGACCAAGUUGGCAAGUUGCAGCCGCCAUCAUGUUGAGCGUGCGCAUGGCUGUAGCCUGCUUCAUGAUGGUGUCUGACUGUGAUGAGGUGUACAAUUACUGGGAACCGGUUCACUUGCUCACGCAGACACACAGAAAAGACACCGCGUUUGAGACGUGGGAGUAUGUGCCGCAGUAUGCGAUCCGGUCGUGGGCGUAUGCUGCCAUGCAUGCUAUUGUACCAUAUCUCGUUACAAGAAUGUCUUCAUUGCCGCCGUAUGCUGCGUUUUAUGCGCUUCGGUUUGCACUUGCAGUUCUCUCGUCCGUGUCAGAUGCUCUCCUGUAUGAGCAGGUCGCUCGAUACGUCCACGUGCGUGUCGCCCGCUAUCUCCUUGUAUUCUUGACUGUUUGUGCAGGCAUGCUCAGUGCAUCCACGGCGCUCCUUCCAUCGAGCUUUGUCAUGUACACGACAAGUGUGGCUAUGGCGUUUGCUAUGCAGCCAGCCUCGACGCAAGCGUGGCGUCGCACGUUCUACACGACAGCUGUCUUUGCUUUUGGAGCUUUGGCUGGAUGGCCCUAUGCGAUCAUCUUAGCCGCACCGUAUGUGUAUGAAGAACUGUGCCUGUGUGGAUCAGAUCCAUCUUGCGAGCACACGAGGCGGCUGGCGCGCUGGUUGCGUGCUGUUAUGUAUGCCUCUCUGCUAGCUGCGCCUAUUAUCUUGAUUGACACUCUCGCGUACGGUCGAGUCACAGUGGCACCACUCAACACCAUCCUGUACAACGUCGCGAGUCGCGCACGGGGUAUUAGUCCAGAGUUGUAUGGUGUUGAGCCGCCUUCUUACUACGUGGUGGCACUGGCUCUAGCCUUCUCGAUGGCAGCACCACUCGCGCUUGCUGCUUUGCCGAUGAUUGCUAUUACAGCGGUCCGAUAUCCAAUGCGCUUUAGGCCUAUGACAUCAGUGACAACCACAUCCACCAAGACAGAGAGUGCGAGUCCAGCGGCGUCUGCACACAACUCGCACGGCUCACAACGUGCGGUUCUGCUAGCUCUGCGAGUGCUCCCACUGUACCUGUGGCUCGGUUUGCUUAUGACACAGCCACACAAAGAAGAGCGAUUCCUGUACCCAGCAUACCCACUUGUGUGUAUGAAUGCCGCCGUGACGCUAUACCUCGUACGGGCAUGCAUGGAACAAGCAUACUUGAGCAUCACUCGCUCACCGUAUCGCGCGUCUCGUACGAUGCUAUUCUCAGCCGUCACCGUUAUGCCCCUGGUUGUGACGGCUGUGCUGGGCACGUUGCGGAUCAUGGCGCUCAUCGAGUACUACCGUGCGCCCUUGCAGAUUGGACAUGCCGUGUCGCAGAUCCAGGGCGAACACACACUGUGCUAUGCGAAGGAAUGGCAUCGCUUUCCAUCCCAUUUCUUCGUCCCGCGCGAUAUGCAGGUGGCCUUUGUCGAAAGUGAUUUUCGCGGCAUUCUGCCUCAUCAUUUCCACAAAGCUGCUCCGACGAGGCAGCCUGGACCACACGUGUCGUCGCUCUUGCCGCGCACACCUUUCGAGUCCAAGUUGCUCCAUGCUCUUGAGUAUGCGACACCCGUUCUAUGGCCCUGGGCCAAAUAUACGCGUACAGUGCCGGCGUCCGUGAAUGAGCGGAAUCAGCAUGAGCCUGAUCGCCAGUGA
Molecule: messenger RNA, 1695 nt
Organism: Malassezia globosa CBS 7966
Lineage: Eukaryota; Fungi; Basidiomycota; Malasseziomycetes; Malasseziales; Malasseziaceae
Exons: 4
Coding region: 1-1695 (564 amino acids)
Biological process (GO): protein N-linked glycosylation
Cellular component (GO): endoplasmic reticulum membrane
Molecular function (GO): alpha-1,2-mannosyltransferase activity
Source: RefSeq, a predicted model, not a curated record